Molecule: messenger RNA, 681 nt
Organism: Drosophila grimshawi
Lineage: Eukaryota; Metazoa; Arthropoda; Insecta; Diptera; Drosophilidae
Gene: COX7A
Product: cytochrome c oxidase subunit 7A, mitochondrial
Exons: 3
Coding region: 134-406 (90 amino acids)
Biological process (GO): mitochondrial respirasome assembly; regulation of oxidative phosphorylation; mitochondrial electron transport, cytochrome c to oxygen
Source: RefSeq, a predicted model, not a curated record
AAUGUCAUGUUCGAAACGAUGUGGCAACUACGUUCUCCAUAGACGUCAAACAGCUGUCAUAACUGAGUGCCGUGAAUUUUUCACUUAGAACCGUUUGCAUUUCAGUUGCUAAAAAUAUAACACUUCCAACAAAAUGAUGAACCUAUCCAGAGCCGUUGUGCGCAGCUUUGCCACCACUAGUUCUCGUCGUGCAACUGCAACCAGCAAGGAUCAGAUCGCAAAGGGUUACUUUGAAAUCCGCAAAGUGCAGGAGCAUUUCCAGAAGAAGGAUGGCAAGCCUGUUUUCCUCAAGGGAUCCACUGUCGAUAGUGUGCUCUAUCGCAUCACCAUGGCGCUGGCCCUCGUCGGACUUGGUGGCAUUGGCAAGCUCUUCUAUGAGCUCAGUGUGCCCCAGAAGCAGGAAUAAUGCGCUCGCUAUAUAGUCAACCUUUUAAGCUUAAGCCAUAACCAGCAAAUCCGCUAAAUAAUCAACCCCCCCGGCACAUUUGUUGCAGCGUAGUUAACUUAUAUUUCUGUGUUUUCAUAGUAGGUGAAUCCGCAAACCUGAUGUCCAACUUCCUGGCUUGUUCUGUGUGUUAAUACUAACUAACUAAGUUUAAAUUGUAACUGAACAUUCGCAAAUGCAUUUGAAGCGUGGAAAUAUAAGAACUUAGCUGUAAACUGUUGGAAAACUACAACAAA